AUGAGUAGCGCUCAAGCACCGCCUACAUUCAAAGUGGGGCUUACUCCAGAUGAGAAGAAGUUAUACACGCAAUUAUUUAAAUCUUUGGAUCCAGAAAACACUGGUAUCAUCACCGGAGAGAAAUCAAGAUCAACCUUUGAAAGUUCUGGCCUACCACCAGCUAUUUUAGGGGAAAUUUGGCAAAUAGCUGAUCAAGACAAUUUGGGAUUCUUGAAUCAAUUUGGUUUCUGCUACGCAAUGAGAUUGAUCGGAUAUACCCAAGCAGGCCAUCAUCCAACUCCUGGAUUGGCCGAUGUCCCUGGUCCUCUUCCAAAGUUUGCCAACUUGACUUUACAGCCACAAUCAACAAGCAGUUCCUUUCUUUCUAAUUUACCAAGCGCUGGUAUUCAAGCACCACCUCCACCUCCUCCUUCUGCUUCUGCAAUUGCUCCAUUAAGCGCUGCAGACUAUCAAAAAUUCUCCCAAUUGUUUAUUAGAACCGUUGGUUCUGCUCAAGGUGAAUUAGGAGGAGAACAAGCAAGAGAAAUUUUGUUGAAGGCCAAAUUGCCAACACCUGUUUUAGGCCAAAUUUGGACAUUAGUUGAUAGAUUUAAUACCGGAAAAUUAAAUGUUGGAAGUUUUGCCAUUGCCAUGCACUUGAUUCAAGGCUUACUCAGUGGUUCAAUCAGACAAUUACCUCCUUUCCUUCCUGAUUCAGUUUGGCAAUCAGUUGAUCAACAAGCAGACAGUACUCCACAAGCACAAGUACAAGCUCGUCAAGUGUCUCAUAGUUCGAUCAAUUCUCAACUGACUGCUAUUAGACACCCUCCUCCCUCCACGAGAAAUGUUUCCACCGCUACAGUGAACAAUGAUUGGGCCGUAACUCCAGCAAUGAAGCAACAAUACCAAUCAAUUUUCAACAACCUUGAUAAAGAAAAAACUGGAUCCUUGAAUCCUGACCAAGUUGCCUCUUUCUUGAUGACUUCGAAAUUGAGUCAACAAGAUUUGGCCACCGUGUGGGAUUUAUCAGAUAUUCAAAAUUCUGGUAUCUUUACAAUUUUGGAGUUUUCUAUUGCAUUAUUUUUGGUAAAUAGAAAGUUGGCUGGUGGCGAAUUGCCUAAUAUAGUCCCUGAUGCCCUUCUUUCAUCCUUGCAAGAACCUUCUCAACCAGUUGGCGCACCACUGGCACCUGUUGAAUCAGCUCUUCCAAGCCAGUCAGCACCACCACCACCACCACCACCACCACCAGCAGCUCAACCUGGUCUUGCUGUUCAAAGCCCACAAGUUCCAAAAUCUUCAAUGGAUGACUUGGUAGAUAUCUUUGGUUCAACAACUAGUACUCCACCUGUUCCAUCAAUUGUUACUCCUCCGCAACCAACUUUGCAACAACGUGCAUCUAGUAGUGAUUUGAGCCACAGUCAAGAAUUGGCAAAAGCACGUCCUAACUUUACUGGCUCGUUCAAACCAACAUCAACUUUUGGACAAUCAUUGAUGCUGAAACAUACUGGUGAUGAAAAUAAAGGGGUUGAUAAUUUGUUGCAGGAGGAAAAACCUAAAGAAUUGUCACCUGUUCCUACUCCACCUGUAGUGCAAGAACAGGAACAAAGAACAGUUAACUAUGAUGCUUUAAGAAGUGUUCCACCACCUCCCCAAAAGCGUGCUACUUCUGUGCCAGCUACUCCUCCUCCACCUGCCCGAACCAUCUCGAUUAAUAGAACUGGAUCACAACAAGCUGGCGCAGGAAAUGAUGAUUUAUUGGCUGAUCCAGCUAUAUCGGGUCAAUUGUCACAAGCAACUUCUGAUAUUGCUAAUUUCUCCAACCAAAUCAAAUCACUUGCUGGUCAAACUUCUAACUUGCAAGAAAAAAAGACAAGGGCAGAACAAGAACUUCAAAGAAUUUUAGGUACUAAAGUAGAUAUUGAAAACAAGUUGAAGCAAUUGAGAUCCUCGUAUGACAAUGAAGUUAAACAAGUUCAACAAGUAGAAUCCAACUUAGCAGCUGCCAAGGAAGAAACUGAAGCUUUGAGAUCAGAAGCAUCUAUUGCUGAGGCCAAAUUGAACUCAUUGUCGUCAGAAUUAAAUGAAAAGCAGGCUGCCAUGGAUGAGUUACAAAAGGAGAAUACCUCGUUGAAGGAAAGGUUGGCAACUUAUAAUGCUGAGAUUUCCCAACUUGAAAGUCAAGUUGCUACAAAACUGUCCGAGAAUCAAUCAUUGUCAAAUAAAGUUGCUGUCAAGAAAUCUCAAGUACAAGUAUCCAUUGUUAAAUGUGAAGAAUUAAGAGGACAUAUUACUGAAAUUGAAGAAUCUUACAAACAGUUACAAUUGGAAUUAGAUAACGCUGAAAGAGAAAGACUUGCCAGUGAACGUGAACAACAAGAAUUGCUCGAAAGAUCAACUGAACUUGAAAAAAGUAAGCCAACUACUGCUAGUCCUGGUAUUUCUGCUACUGUUCCUGUAGCUGCAGCAAGUGCUGUCGCUGGAGCUGCUGUUGGUGUAAUCGCUGGUGAGCUUCAUCACAAGGAUUCAAGCGAACCAACCGAAUCCGCAGAACAAGUUAGUGACAGAAGUGUUGCUGAAGAUGAAACUUCUGUUCAAACUGAAACUGCCGAUGAAGAUAUUAGCAAGAGAUUCCCAGAGUUGUCUGUUUCUCAACCAGAAGAUACUCAUACAAACGUUACUUCUUCAAUUGCAACUGAUAAUGCUGAUGAGACUGAAACACCAAUAACUUCCCCUAGUAACUCAGAUUUCCAAUUCCCUCAAGCUGGUAAUGCCGGUAUAGUUGGUGGUAUGGUAGGUAUGCCUGGUGUUUUGGUUGGUGUUCAAAGAACUGAUUCAUUGACAUCAAGCGUUCAAAACAAUGCUGCUUUAUCUGUACGAGAUGAUAAUAUUGACGAAAUAAGUGACCGUGAAACUCUUGAAGAUAUUGGCAAUGACGAAGAGACAGUUCCAAACACGGCUAAUACUGAUCAUUUUGACAAUGAAGCUCGUGGUGAAGGUAGUGAUAAGGGUUCUUCUGGACAUGAAUCUUUUGAAAUAGUCAAUUCAGAAGAGGCGCGUGAUCAGAGUGAAGAGUUCCCUCCAAUCAAGGAACUCGAUUAUCAAGAAAGUGAUUCCUCUGAAGAUGAAGAAGAACAGAAGUUUGAUGAUGCAGUAGAUCAUUUGUCGUCACCUGCUGCUACUCACCCGGUUGCCGACGCAGCCACCAUCGCUGCUGCAACUGCAGCUGCUGCUGCUCCUGGUGAAGCGUUAAAGGCACCAGAUUUUGGUGAUUUUGAUAGUGCAUUUGAUAAUUUGCAGCCUGCUACCCCCGAGGUGAAUAAAGGAGGCAUCGACGAUGCGUUUGCCAAUGAGUUUGAUGAUUUGGAGGCUGCAAAAGUUGAUAAUGAAGAAGUUGAAGAUUUUGCAGGAGAUGACUUUGGGGGUCUUUCUAAUGAAUUUACCAACUCUAAUGCCCCUGAUUUCACAAAUGGAAGCACUUCAGUUGAAGAUGGUAAAGCCGAAGGCAAUGACGAAUGGGAGCAAUUGUUUGCCGGGUUCGGAAAUGCAAAUGUGGCAACCAAUGAAGUGAAUCCAGUUUCAAGUGGCGAUGUUCAACCUACGAUUUCUACAGAUGCGGUUGCAAAACCAUCUCAAGAGAAUCAGUAUGCAAUCCAAGAGUUGAUAGGUAUGGGCUUCGAUGAAAAAACUGCAACUGAUGCAUUGAAGAAGGAAAAUUGGAAUUUAGAAGCCGCUACAAAUUAUUUGUUGGAUAACGCUUAAACUACCUUCAAAUAAUUUAACUUGGUCUCUUUUCUAUUUUUAGUUUUGUGUAUUCUUGUUUUAUUGAUUUAGCUUGUAAAAUUGAAGCAUGUUAUUAUGGUCCCACUUUCUUUGCGUUAUUGUAACUAUAUAGGACCAUUAUCGUAAUACCUAUAUGUCCGACUUUCCAAUUGUCCGCUGGUCUGACCGCAUUUUUUAACCCCUUUAGGAAAUCAUAUUUGUAAUCCGUGGAAACGUUCUUUAAGAUAAUGUUAACAAUGCUACUGUGGCGGGACUAAGCGGGGGGUAAUUUAUCGUGCUAACAAAGAAACAAAAACGGUUCAUCACGUGAUUGACUGCAAAAUUUCCAAACAAUGAGAUCAACUAUGGCGCAACCAUAUUAGAUUUCUAGAUUUCAAACUGUGGUUAACAUAUUCCACCGGGAUAUCCUUCCGGACAGAGAUAUAUAAAUGAAUUAGAUAUUCUCAAAUUUAAACUUUUC
Molecule: messenger RNA, 4219 nt
Organism: Spathaspora passalidarum NRRL Y-27907
Lineage: Eukaryota; Fungi; Ascomycota; Pichiomycetes; Serinales; Debaryomycetaceae
Gene: CTA3
Product: Cta3p
Exons: 2
Coding region: 1-3738 (1245 amino acids)
Biological process (GO): endosomal transport; endocytosis
Cellular component (GO): cytoplasm; plasma membrane
Molecular function (GO): protein binding; calcium ion binding
Source: RefSeq, a predicted model, not a curated record